AUGGGCUCCUUCCAGAUCUAUUUGCGAUGCGACAGCGUGGAUGUAUGGGAGAACAGCGGUCUCCUGCGAUAUGGACGCGUGGUGGACAUAGCGGAUAAUGGGCUCUUUAUCGACUUUCUCUGCCCCGAUCGCCGGUGCGAAUUGACGCCCUUUGACCGCAUCUUCAAGAUGUUCUCGCCGGCCUGUGCGACGGACUUGGAUCUGGGUAAAGUAGGUGAGCGCUGCCCGGUGGAGGUGCUGCUGCGUCCCAACCCCCGUUCUCCCUGGACUUGGACCCCUGCCGAAUUGUGUCUCAAACUGCGCAAAUCCUAUUGGCCUGGCGAUGUGGGCGUGGUGCAGCUGCUGAACGCGGAGGGCGUGGCCGACGGUCCCCUGCACGUGGUCCCGCCCCAACGGCUCCGCCAACCACGCUGCAACCUAGCCAGUGCGAGCGGGCCCAGGGAUAGGGCAGAGUUGCGUAAAUAUUACGGGAAUAAGUUCGCUUCCUGCGUCGUCCGCCCGGGGGAUUUUUUUAGGGGAAGCGUGCACUUGACGGCUCAGCUGGCAGGCUUGUCGGAGGAAAAACAGCGACGCUUGCUAAAUGACUGGCUGGAGGCCACCUUUUCGGACCAAUAUUGUGGUUACCCCUUUCGGUUUGCGCGGCUUAUGGAUGACGGUCGCACCUGGACGUACAUUGAACGCACGCUUAAUCAAAAGACUCGCUUUUUUCGAUUUGCUAACCGUUUAACGACGGACCUUCCUUGGAUGAUUUAUAAAGCAUUGCGCCUAGACACGGACACUCGAUUGGCGGUGUCGAAUGACUCAGAUGACGAUAUCCUUCGGCUGCCGGUGGAAGUGUUGCUUGGCGUCUUUUCUCACCUGGACACAGUUCAACAGACACGAAUGCGCUCUGUAUGCAGCACCUGGGCGGCUAUCCUGGAGUCGGCUGUGUUGCUCUCCCUCAUUGUCAUUCCCCGCCAGAGCGACGACGCUGCGGACUAUUCCCUCACUGCCACCCUGGCCAACUGUCUGAACUCGUCCACGCAGCGCAUUAUUAUCAUUGGAGGCGAUGAGGGCAGAGUGAUUAAGACAGGAGAUGUUAUCGGCCUCUUAUCGUCCCGCUGCGGAAGGCUUCGUUUGAGGGCCAUCUGUUUCGCCCGUCUAGCCUGCAGGUUGACACUGGAUCCGUGUCAAGGCAGUAAAAGGAAACCCACUGACGACGGUCUGUCGUGCUUUGCUGCCAUGUGUAGCCGGCUGCCUUGCGGAGAUGUCGUGUUCGUCCAGAGCCACUUCAUUUUGACGAACAGAGCCAUAUGCAAGUAUGCCUUGGGAUGGCCGGGUGACCCCGGAAGUAAAUUUAAACGCUUCUGGGACAUGACAAUUUCCACGUACAUGGCAUUGGCUCGCUUGGACCGUGAGAGCGGUGACGAUGCCGCAGUGGCCUUGUGGAGUCUCGUGGAAACUCACAUUUCAUGCUCGGUAAGCAGCGAAGACCGGCAGACAGCGUUGAAGUGGUUAGCGAAGAUCAGAACGGAUUGCCAGCAGUUGGAGAACGAGAAUAGCCAGAUGAUUGACUUGAUGGAUCUGCUUAGCAAGACAUUGUGCGCGGUGCAGUCGGCCCGUUGCGGUUGCCUCGCUUAUCCCUGCUGCCGCGAUUCGGUGUGGGAUCCGCAGCUGAACAACAUUGCACCCGUCGUUAUGUGUCUGCUGGUGCAGUUCGUGAACCGUUUCAAUAAUAUUAUGAAAAGGUCUGGGUCGAACGGUAAUAAUUUUUUGGACGGUUUUGGAAUGGAAGAACAGUAAUAAAUUUUUCUGUGUUUUAUAAAAUGGAGAAUUGACAACUUGAUGGCUUCGGCUUUUUGAAUUUUUCAUACUUCUGUUGUUAGCUGUGCUGCAUUUUUACGAGUUUUCUGCGCUACUCGUUGACUCGUAUGAUUUUUUAUGUUUGUUAGUUGUUACUCAUGUGUCACGCGGCGCACGUUUCUCAGUCCGCUCGUGUUUUGUGCAAGGCGGUUUUCAAUAAUGCCAGUGAUGUUUGGUUAAUAAUUAGUUUGAUCCUGAAUUAAAUAGUACCGAAUCUACCGAUAAGGUUAAUUAAAUCAAACGAUGUCCUCGGGAAAAGCGAAAAAUUUUCGAAAAUGAAACAUCUCGAU
Paramacrobiotus metropolitanus is the source of this 2132-nucleotide messenger RNA. RefSeq lists its product as uncharacterized. Gene Ontology annotation, molecular function: protein binding. The transcript has 3 exons. Lineage: Eukaryota; Metazoa; Tardigrada; Eutardigrada; Parachela; Macrobiotidae. The record is from RefSeq and is a predicted model, not a curated record. The coding region runs from base 1 to 1782 and encodes 593 amino acids.